Molecule: messenger RNA, 1874 nt
Organism: Arabidopsis lyrata subsp. lyrata
Lineage: Eukaryota; Viridiplantae; Streptophyta; Magnoliopsida; Brassicales; Brassicaceae
Product: F-box protein PP2-B10
Exons: 1
Coding region: 1345-1827 (160 amino acids)
Source: RefSeq, a predicted model, not a curated record
AAUCUACAAGUCCUCAAGACGCGUGCGUUUUGGCUUUGGUUUCGAAAACCUUAAUUUGAAUCUACUGUCCAAACCGAUAUUGUGUGGGAGAAGUUUAUUAUUCCACCCGAGUAUGAAUCUUUGCGUUCUCAAUCGCAAGAUUUCUCAUCGAAGAAGGAGCUCUUUUUCGCUAAUUCGCGACGAAUCUGGUUUUAAUCAACGUUAGUAAAAGGGUUUUGUGCAAAAAAAACCCUCCAUCUCCGAAAAAUGCAGAUUAAUCCUGCGAAAUCCAAAAUAAUACGCAAUAUAAUCCUUAUCAAAUCUCACCAAAAUGCAGAUUAAGAGAUGGUUCCAAAACCUCAAAGAAAGGCUCAUCAAGUCGGGAGUAAGUAAGCGGAUGAUAAAAAAAUUAGGUUUUGCGGUUUUGAUUUGUGUUUUUUAGGAUUUUAUUCCAAAAGUAUCUUCUUCUCUCUCUGGAUUUUAACAUUUUUUGCUGGAUAAGUUUCAGAGAUGUCUCUUUUAAUCAAUCUCAGAUGAAAAAAAAAAAAAAAGAAAAGACAAGUGGCUAUGGGGCAUCUUCGUAAAUUCGUAGAACGACGUAUCCCUUAAGAGUUAAGAAUAGUCUUGCACGUCUCUAAGCUUCCGAACAAAGACAUAAUCUCUUUCAUAACCGAUGGGAGAUAGCGUUUCAGAGUCGUCGCCGUUCGAUUCCUUGCCAGUGGACUGCAUCUCUAACAUAAUCUCUUUCACAAGUCCUCUAGACGCAUGCAUCGUCACUUCGGUUUCAAAAACCUUUGAAUCGCGGCCAAGUCAAAUAUCGUAUGGGAAAAGUUUCUUCCGGCAGAGUUUGAAUCUCUGGUUCAUCCAUCGCCAAUUUUCUUGUCAAACAAGGAACUCUAUUGCGCUCUCUGAUACUAUCCUUUUCUGAUCGACGAUGGCAAAACGGUAUUUCUACCUAUCUAUGAUCAUAUACAUUAGUUGUUGCACAUUUUUUUUAUAACAUUUGAGAAUAAUGACAUGUCUGUCUUCUUCAAAUUGUAACCUCUGCUAGAGAAUUAUGACUACAAAACAAAAACACGAUUAUUUCAGAAAAUUUCUGCUAUUUUGGGAGCAACUUGUAUGUAACUUUGAAGUUUUAAACCAUUUGAGAAUAGUGCUGCUAUCAAGUAUUCAUAUGAUUAUUUGGGAUAUUUUUCCGGAAAUCAAAGAGUGUAUGGUUAGAGAAAGAGUGGGAAGAGGUGUAUCAUGUUAUCAGCGAUGAACUUCUCAAUCGCAUGGGGAGAUGAUCCUCGCUAUUGGCAAUGGAUUUCAAUCCCUGAAUCUAGGUACCCUUUUUCAUUAUCUUUGCAUUAAUGCGGUUGUAUAAUGUGCCCUAGGUUAUUUUUGUUUUCUUUGCCUCAAUUAUGUAGGUUUGAAAAAGUUGCGGAGCUUCUCCAGGUUUGUUGGUUCGAUGUUCGUGGCAAGACAAAUACUCGAGUCCUAUCUCCAAAAACUCAUUACUCGGCUUACAUGGUGUUCAAGAAAGCGGAUCAAUGUUAUGGCUUUAAGGAUGAGGCCAUAGAAGCUGUAGUUGGAAUGGUGGGACAAGAAGCUUCUAGAAGAUAUAUAUGCUUUGAUGAGGCUAUAGAUGGGGAAUUUCAAAGGGGAGAGAGAGGAAUGAGGCCCCUAGUGAAACCAGAGGAGAGAGAAGAUGGGUGGAUGGAGAUUGAGCUUGGGGAAUUCUUCAAUGAAGGAGGACUAAUGAACAGUGAGGAAAUUGAGAUGGGUGCUUUAGAGACUAAGCGGCUCAAUGGGAAGUAUGGCUUGAUCAUCCAAGGAAUUGAAAUCCGUCCUGCGAAAAUCCGGUAAUGAAAUGGCGAGAACACUGGUUUACAUGAAUGUAAUGUUUGUUUUAU